This is a messenger RNA of Bufo bufo (common toad), 978 nucleotides long. Its product is annotated as tigger transposable element-derived protein 1-like. Bases 120 to 962 code for a protein of 280 amino acids. Gene Ontology annotation, molecular function: nucleic acid binding. The record is from RefSeq and is a predicted model, not a curated record. NCBI's taxonomy places the organism in Eukaryota, Metazoa, Chordata, Amphibia, Anura, Bufonidae. The transcript has 2 exons.
GCUGAUGUUGCAAAAGGAGUAACAAUGUUAACCAAGCAGAGGACGCAAGUGCUGGAAGAGGUGGAAAAACUUUUGUUGGUGUGGUUGAAUGAGAAACAGCUGGCAGGUGCCUUCUUCUGAUGGACAAUGCCCCGGCACACCCUCCAGCCUUGGUGGAUGAUAUGGAUGCUGAGUAUGACUUCAUCAAGGUAAAGUUCCUCCCCCCCAACACAACACCACUUCUGCAGCCCAUGGACCAGCAAGUCAUCUGCAACUUCAAGAAGCUGUACACAAAGGCGCUCUUCACUAGGUGUUUUAAUGUCACUGAAGAGACGUCCUUGACUUUGAAAGACUUCUGGAAGAAACAUUUCAAUGUUGUCCACUGCAUUAACCUCAUUGACAAAGCCUGGGAAGAGGUCACUCCCCGAACCCUAAAUUCAGCCUGGAGGAAACUGUGGCCAGAAUGUGUCGCUGAACGUGAACAUGACUUUGAAGGGUCUGAUGCAGAGGUAGUGGAGGAAAUUGUGUCCAUGGGCAAGAGUAUGGGUCUGGACGUUGAUGGUGCUGAUGUGGAAGAGCUUGUUGAGGAACAUAGGGAGGAGCUGACCACGGAAGAACUUUCUGAACUCCACAGUGAGCAGCAGAAGGCACUUCUUGAGGAGCAUUCCACUGAGGAAGAGGAAGAAAGGGAGGAGGUUAGCAGUGAUGCCAUAAAAUCCAUUAUGCAAAAAUGGAAUGAGUGCCAUGAUUUUUUUGAAAAGCACCACCCCAACAUAACUGUCGUGAACAGAGUGCUAAAUCUCAUGAAUGAUAAUGUGGUCUCUCAUUUCCGGAGGGUUAUGCAGCACAGGAAGAGACAAGUGACAUUGGACAGAUUUUUCAGAAAAACUGAGCCUGCAGCUAGGAGACAAAGGAGAGAGGAAACCCCUGAAGGAGAUCCCCCUGAUGUCCUUAUGGAGGGGGACUCUCCCUCCAAACAAUAACUGCCUCCCACCUGCC